UGACCUGCAGUCUCGACAGCAAGGCACUACAUCAACAGGUCCUUCAGUCUAUGCAAUCUAAUGAUGUCGCAUUUCAACGACUUCUUGCCGAGAUAUCUAACAUCCGAGCAAACGUCACGAUCACAUCUCUGAGCAGCCAGGCCGAGCUCCAGCUGCAACGGAUAUUCGCUCUUCCUGACGAUAGCCGAAAGGCACUCACAAGAGGCAAGAUCCUCAAUCUCUUGCAAUAUGAGACGGCACACGAACGCUUCGACGAUAUUAUAACUGUGGACCAAGAUUGCUUCUCCUGGGCUAUCGAUGAAGAUGCUCAUCUGGAACCAAUGCAGCAACCGCAGUUUCGGUUGCAACAGUACAGCCAGACCGGUCCCGCUUCACACUCAGAAUUGCACCAACAUAUCGAUUUCGAGGCCAGUCCUCAUGAAUCAAUGGCGUUAUCCUUUCACGACUUCGAUGGGUCUGCCUCAGGCGGUGCAGAAGACGAGUCGAAGUCGUCCUCGGCUCCAGUCAGUCUGGGCUCAAAGCUCAUAUUUGCCAAAUUCUUCCUCUGCUACGAUGGAUCUAAAAAGCAGAGAACAAUCGCAGGUCUAUCUCGCUCGAUGCUCCACGACAUUUUGGAGCAAUGUCCAGAGCUGAUCGAGAAGGCACUGCCGGAUCUAGUAAGAUUGGUUGAAUCCCAGCCCUGGCAGCUGGAACUCAAAACCCACCUGCGAGCAGAUCGCAUGGAGAACGCAUUGAUUCAUGUGCUUCAAAUCGUGUCGGGGUCUCUCGAAUGCAAGAUUUGCAUUUUCAUCGACGGAUUAGACGAGUACAACGACGACUUCCGCGACUUCACUACCUUAAGCGGUGUUUUAUGUCAUUGGACCCAAUCAGGAGGGCAGAACGUAAAGCUUUGUGUGGCAAGUCGGCCAGAGCCCGCGUUUCUCCAGGCGUUUGAUCAACGUCAAAGAAUCUGGAUUGAACAGUACAGCGAUGCAGAUGUCAGAAAGCUUGUUGGUGAAAGGUUGCACGCGGUUGUUGGUGCUGGUGGCUACGAAAAAGAUAUCAUUGACCAGAUAUCGGAUGUGAUUGUCCAAAGAUCAGCUGGCAAUUUUCCUUGGGCUGCCUCAGCUGCCGUCGCUGUAGCCAGUGUUUUGCAGCGCGAUGAAGCAGCAGCGCUGCAGCUGACAUCGGCGCACAGUAGGACGCAAGAUCAGGACCCGAGCACUGUAGAUCCGCUUGCUCUGGAAGAAAUGCUACUUCGGCAACAUGUCCCAAGCCAUCCUUCAAUGCCGCAAAGUGCGGGACGUCUACGCUCUAUCGCUCUGUCUCCCGGGCCUCCUGGUUUCCUGGAAUCCGAAAGCCGGCAGCAAAGUGUGGUGACCCAUCGGGAGAGUACCAACGCCGAGCAAACUUCACAGCUAAAAAGCCUUCUGGGAAUCACCGCCCAUUACGAAGAUGAUCACUUUGAGGCUGAAGAUGCUCGACUUGCGGGGACAUGCGAAUGGAUCAACGAGCGAGCUAGUUAUCGAGACUGGGUUAACUCUAAGGCUAAUGGUACCCAAGUGUUGUGGCUUGCUGGCAAACCUGCGUCAGGAAAAUCGACGCUCACAAGCUACAUCAUCAGUCAGCUGCAACAGCGCGGCGCAAGCGUUAGUUACUUCUUCUUCAAACAUGCCGACAAAUCCAAAGCUGUAUUCGGAGCUUGCUUGAAGGCUUUGGCGUACCAAACAGCGCUUCGUAGUGACCAAAUACGAGCGGAAUUUCUAGCCGUGGACAAAGCGCAAAUCGAAUCGAUCGACCCCGGGACUGAUGCACUCUCGAGCCAGAACCAAAACGAACGUCUCCUCUGGCGCAAACUUUUCGUUGACAUCAUUUUACGCUCCAGCCUCGAGGAGCAGUACUGGGUGAUUGAUGGCUUAGACGAGUGCGAGAACUUCGCAGCGGCGUUCACAUCGUUGUUUGGCAAAAGUGUCCAUUCAAUUCGUCUUCGAAUCCUGAUCACCAGCAGGGAGACGGCAUCUUUGAAGACAGAAUUUGACAACGUUGCAGCCCGCAUGUCGUUGAACAUAGAACAUAUCUCGGCUGCGGACACGCUCGAGGACAUCAAAUUACUGAUCCAAGCACGCGGAUCCUCGAUCGAGGAACACUCCGGCCAGCAUUUGGUUGAACAGAUCCUGAGCAAGUCCAGGGGGUCUUUCCUGUGGACUACCCUCGUCUUACAAGAAUUAGUCAACACGUACAGCGAGUCCGAAGUUCAGCGGGUCCUUGAAGAAGUCCCGCGAGGCAUGACUGCUCUCUACCAGAGGAUACUAAAGACACUCGCACAAGCCGAUCGCGACCAUACAUUCAUGAGGGCAGUGCUGACCUGGAUUACAUGUGCCCCCCGACCACUUUCAGUAGAGGAGCUCGACGGAGCACUCCUGCACCAUCUCGGAAAGAGCUUCCCAAAUUUGAAAGCUCGCCUCAUGGCUGUGGGCGGCCAGCUUUUGACAAUUGAUAAGGUUGGGCGUGUAAAUCUAGUACACGAGACCGCUCGGGAGUUCCUGCUCGAUACUGUAGAGGCGUCUGGUUUCUCCAUCUCGGCCGGGACAGCACAUGCGAUUAUGGCAGCUGCGUGCUUGAACUGCCUCUCAGGUCCCGAUAUGCAGGCGCCUCGACCGAGGAAGAGAUUUAACUCUAACAAGACGCCCAGCAAGCGGACCUCGUUUUCGAUCUAUGCCGCUCUUAACUUCUCUUAUCAUUUGAGGCUCGCGAAUCUCACCGCGGCAGAUUUGAUAUUGCUGCUCGAUAUAUUUCUGAAGACCAAUGUACUCUCGUGGAUCGAAUGCAUUGCCAAUACAUCGUCUAUUGCGCCAUUGGUGGCAGCUGCAGCCGAUAUGGAUCAUUUCGUUACGGAACACAUGACCACUGCUCCGGCCCAUGGAAGAGAGCUACAGAGCAUCAGAAGCUGGGCCAAGGACCUCACAAGGUUGUCAGCAAAAUUCGCUGAUGCACUGCUAACAAAUCCAGCCGCGAUAUUCUCGAUCUUGCCUCCUUUCUGCCCCAAGAACUCCUGCAUUGCAGGGUUCGUGAGGCAAGAGCGCGGACUUGCUGUUAUUGGUUCGCCGGAUGUCGAAUGGGACGAUCGUCUAUCAUGUAUAGACCUCCGAUCACGCGCGAGUUGCGUCUGUUUUGGAAACAAGUUCUUCGCCGUUAGUGUGGCCGGCCCCAAUGGCGUGAUCCACAUCUAUCGUGCCACAACUGGCCAGGAGCACAAAGUCUACCAUCACGGAGAGGCGCUCAAUAUGAUCCGCUUUCUAUAUGGAACUGAACUCUUAGCCUCAUGCGGUAAUAGCUCCAUUCGCAUCUGGAAUGUAUUUAAAGACCAAGUGCAACACGUACUGCCCAUGCCUGGUCGUUGUCUGGACUUAGCCUACGGAUCCAAUAUACUUUAUGCUGCAUAUCACAAGGGCUUUUUGGCAUCAUGGGAUUUGAGUGAUGGCGCAUGCCGCUUGCCAGACCAACCUUGGAAUGCUGACCCGGAUGUUCACGACAAGCGACCUCUCCGACCUCCAUCCGCCGUCUCAAUAUCUACAGCUCAUGACAUGAUCGCCAUUGCUUCUCCUGGGCAUCCCAUAAUCCUAUGGAGCAUUUCAGACGACAUGUACUAUGGUACUUGUGGCAAGAGACUGCCAAAUGGCGAAGUCAGCAAGCACAACAUAACCGCAAUGGUAUUCAAUACAGAUCCAGACAGGCCACUGCUAGCAGCUUCUUACCUUGAUGGCGAGUUGGCGAUCUUAGACCCGUUCGAGGAUGAUACGCUCACAGUCGUCCGUGCUGAAUGCCCCAAGCUAGCAGCAAGCCCAAAUGGGAUCUUUCUAGCAGGCGCUGCUGGUUCUGGGACUAUCGACGUGUACCACUUCGAGACGCUUCAGCUGAUCUACAGGGUUACCUCUUCCAAACAAUACAUCACCGGACUAGCAUUCUCCCGCGAUAGCUGUAGGCUGGCCGACAUUCGAGGAUCAAUCUGCAACAUUUGGGGUCCGCCAAGACUACGCCAGGAAGACAUGAUUCACGAUCAUGGUGGAGACGCAUCGUGCAACCAGCCACCUGUGACUGUGGCUAUAGCAGAACCCAAGAUCAAGAUCAGCGUAAUCGCAAACCACACGGACGAUAAACAUAUUCUGUGUGGGCAGAGUGAUGGCGCCGUCGCACUGUACAGUCUGCGUGAUGGAUGCCAAGCGACGACACUUUAUCGACAUAAAUCUAACGUGCAUUCCCUCCACUGGUGGUCGAGGAUAAAUCUUUGCUUGAGCGUCGAUGCCUCCAAUGCAAUUCUCGGCUGGAGUACAGCCCGCUCACAGCAAGGCGGUCUCAUUGCCCAGCAGCAAAUUUUUCAAGGUCGAUUGAGUAGCAACAAGGCUAUUACACAGCUACUUGUGAGCGAAACAAAUGACAUUUUCAUCUUAUCUACCAGCGAUUCUGCGCAUCUCUGGAGCUGUGACGGGCAAGAAUUGAGUUCGCGGCGACACUCGUCCACUACACAGAUAUGGAUUCAGCAUCCAACUUCUGCGAUGUACGUACUUCGUGUUGAGCCAACUGAUGUGUCUAUCCACAGUUGGAGCGAUCUGUCAGAGAUCAAGCGCAUCCCAAUUGCAGUUGGAGAUGGCUUACAACUAAAAUCUGCAAGAGUCUGCAUGAUGGAACAAACGCCAGCCAUACUCUUGGAGCUGUGCCAACUUGACGGGAAUGCUGGGACUAAAGAUGUCUGCUUGCUUGAUGUGGAAAGCUUCAAUGUUCCAGCAGACCAUCAGAAAGGGCCAGACGCACCUAUGGAGCAGAAGACACCGCGGAAGAUCGAGGCAACGAAGCGCGACCCCAUACAACAUAUCGCCAAGCUCGUCUUCCACGGCAUAGGGUUCCUGGAGAAUGGCAGAUUCGUUUUCCUCGACAAACAGUCUUGGGUAUGCUCGGUGCAUUUGAAGAGGACUCAGCCUAGCGGCACUUUCCAUUAUCAUCGGCAUUUUUUCGUGCCGCACGAAUGGUAUUCGGGAACGAGGGAGAUACUUUGUGGUCUUGUCAAGCGGAAUGUUCUUUUCGCUAGGAAUGACAAGGUUGCUGUGAUUAGUGGUGGGUUGGAGUACGUGCAGGAGGUUACGAUGACUGUCAAAGGUGAUUAGUUCGAUAGUUGGGCAUUGAUGCACGGUCUUCGUCUCGAUUUCCAGUUCCAACACAGUGGUCUACAACAACCCACACUAGCUCAAUGUGUGACGAGAGUCCAGCCCC
Messenger RNA from Cercospora beticola, 5244 nucleotides. RefSeq lists its product as uncharacterized. Lineage: Eukaryota; Fungi; Ascomycota; Dothideomycetes; Mycosphaerellales; Mycosphaerellaceae. Gene Ontology annotation, molecular function: protein binding. The record is from RefSeq and is a predicted model, not a curated record.